AGGACAGCCAACUUCGAGCGAGAAGAAAAAGCAGUGAGUUGUGUGGAGUUGUGUGGGGGUGUGCGCACACACAACUAUCCGUCUGAUUCAUUCACAUCAAUCAGAGCGAACAAAGGGAGAGAGAGCGAGGACGAUGACGUCGACUGAGGUGACUGUGGAUGGAGUGGAGUGUGUGGAGUGUGAGGUGGAAGGGGUUCGCGUGUACCUGUUUGGCACAGCGCAUGUGAGCAAGCAGAGCACCCUGGACGCCGCAAACCUCGUGCGACAUCUACGGCCAGCUGUGGUGUUCUUGGAGCUGUGUCCUGAGCGCUCGUUCUUGCUCAAGCAGGACCCCAACAAGCCCAUUGCAUCCACACCCUUCAGUAUGGCGCAGCUGUUUCUGACGGUGGACGAGGAGAUGAUUGAGGCGAUGAAGAGCGGAAUUGAUGCGCUCCUGGAGGAAUUUCAACAGGUGAUUUGA
Messenger RNA from Salpingoeca rosetta, 460 nucleotides. RefSeq lists its product as uncharacterized. Lineage: Eukaryota; Choanoflagellata; Craspedida; Salpingoecidae. The transcript is spliced from 3 exons. The record is from RefSeq and is a predicted model, not a curated record. The coding region runs from base 134 to 460 and encodes 108 amino acids.